This is a messenger RNA of Hansenula anomala, 342 nucleotides long. RefSeq lists its product as uncharacterized. The record is from RefSeq and is a predicted model, not a curated record. Lineage: Eukaryota; Fungi; Ascomycota; Saccharomycetes; Phaffomycetales; Wickerhamomycetaceae. The transcript has 2 exons. Bases 1 to 342 code for a protein of 113 amino acids.
AUGUCAUCGUCUUCUGAUCCUACAAAGAAAUUGGUAACCGAGUCCUUGAACUCGAUAAAGCACGUUUUUGGAGAUGAUACGGAAAACUCUCUAGUGAAAAUUGAUUCAAUUAGACAAAUACAUACAACAAACACUCUUCAAUACAUCAAGAAGGAAGAAGAGAUGAAGAACCUAUCAGCAAAGCUUGAUAGAGUUUCUAAUACUAAUGAAUCAAUAAUGGCUUCAUUACGCGAAUUGAACGAGUUGGAAUCAAAAGUUGACUUGUUGGAUAAAGUUACGAGUGAGUUGGAUGAGUACUCCAAGGAGCUGGAAGUGAAGAUAAAUACAAGGUUUCCGAGAUGA